AUGGCUUCAAUAACGGAAGCCUCCCUCCGCGAGGCAAUCACCCAGCGCCUCGGCGCAAUCCACGUCCAAGUCACAGACAUGUCCGGAGGCUGCGGCCAAGCCUUCACAGCCCUCAUCGUAUCCCCCCAGUUCCAAGACCUCAAGGCCCUCAAGCGGCACCGCCUCGUCAACACGGCCCUCAAGGACGAAAUCGCCGCCAUCCACGCCUGGACCGCAAAAUGCCAGACGCCGCAGGAGUGGGAGGCCGAAGGCGGCGGCAGCACGCCGGCGGGCGGCGCCGAUGCCGUCGGCCCGUCGAUGGAGGGCACCGUGGAGGGGCACGUUGAGGGGACGAGGGGGUAA
Trichoderma reesei QM6a is the source of this 342-nucleotide messenger RNA. RefSeq lists its product as uncharacterized. Gene Ontology annotation, biological process: intracellular iron ion homeostasis. Lineage: Eukaryota; Fungi; Ascomycota; Sordariomycetes; Hypocreales; Hypocreaceae. Gene Ontology annotation, molecular function: 2 iron, 2 sulfur cluster binding. Gene Ontology annotation, cellular component: nucleus; cytosol. The record is from RefSeq and is a predicted model, not a curated record. Bases 1 to 342 code for a protein of 113 amino acids. The transcript is spliced from 2 exons.